Bufo gargarizans (Asiatic toad) is the source of this 1947-nucleotide messenger RNA. RefSeq lists its product as uncharacterized. The record is from RefSeq and is a predicted model, not a curated record. Lineage: Eukaryota; Metazoa; Chordata; Amphibia; Anura; Bufonidae. Bases 487 to 1806 code for a protein of 439 amino acids. Gene Ontology annotation, biological process: DNA integration; DNA recombination. The transcript is spliced from 3 exons. Gene Ontology annotation, molecular function: DNA binding.
CCAGUGAAACUGGUAGGACAGACGGAAUGUUUAAUGAAGUAAAGUAAUCAAAUAAAUCCACGCCCCCAUUACCUCACUAUAAGAGGCCAAACCCCCCAUACAUCAGUGUGUUUUUUUCUGUCCUUGGGACUGCAGGACAGACGGGGCAGCCAUUUGGCUGCCAUGCUCUUAGAUUUCAUGCUAACCUUGUGUUUCUCUUUCAGGGUUGCAGCUUAUCUGAUCAAGCUGGUGCUGCCGGCAUGUUGGAGGCUCGGAGCUCCUGCAUUCAGCUUCCUGUUUGGCUUACACACAUUGUGUUCCAGCGCCCUCUGGUGGUUUGUUGCUGAACAACAAUGAUUAAAGUUUGUUCAAACCUGGCGUCUGACGUCAGUUUGGGCGCCAAAUUUGAAUAUAUAAAGCCUCCAGUCCUUCCAGGCUGUGCUGUUGCAGCCUUGGGUUGGUUACUGAGGCAGACUACUUUAGUCACCAGCUUUCCUGUGUCUGAUAAUGUCCUCUGCCGGUGAUGGGGAUCGGACUGGGCGCAAGACGUCAUCCAAGCGCAAGCAUUUGGCGUGUAGGGAUUGUGACACCCCUCUAGCGGACUCCUAUGAAUUUAAUAGGUGUCCCUCUUGCCGUCCUCCUCCUCCUCUGCCUCCUGAUACGGAGCCUACCAUACGGGACGUAGUAGUCUGGGUAAAGGACUUUGUGGAGUCCUCAAUGAACACCCUAAGGGAUUCCGUGUCAUCCAGAAGACCCAGUGUCCGAUCUCCUCUGAGACCCACUCCUAUGCAGGAGGAAGUCUACCAUACCGUGGACGAAGUCCAUUCCUCUGAGUCUAGCGGGGAGGAAGAAGAGGCUGGAAGAGCUCCUGCGACUGUCAAGGCCUACGCCAGGGUAAAGCGCAUUUUUCUUCUAUGGUGUGCAUCUCAUCAAGUACCAUCUCAGGAUCCUCCAGUAUCAGCUAUUCUUCAGUUCAUGCAGGAUGGACUAGAUAAGGGCCUCAGCCCUUCUACACUCAAGGUACAGAUCUCUGCUCUGUCAGCCGCCUUUGGCAGAUCUUUACAUCAAGACCCUCUGAUUAAGAGGUUCCUUAAAGGAGCCGUACGUCUUAAGCCUAGCAUUUCAAGACCUAUACCGCAGUGGGAUCUCUCAGUGGUGCUUAAAGGGUUGAGUGGUCCUCCCUUUGAACCCUUGGAAGAAGUGGACUUUAAGUUUUUAUCCUGGAAGGUAACCUUUUUGUUGGCCGUAACUUCGGCCAAACGCAUUUCAGAGCUUCAGGCUUUUUCGGCAUAUGAGCCAUACACUUUAUUUUUACCGGACAGAGUCCUUUUACGUUUUUUACCCACCUUUUUGCCUAAGGUGCCCUCUGUGCACAACAUUAAUCAAGUUGUGUCUUUGCCUGUGUUAUGUUCCUCUUCUUCCUCUGCAGAAGAAACUUCCCUCCAUACUCUGGAUGUGGCCAGAUGUUUGAGAAUCUACAUUGAGAGAUCCCGGGAGUUCAGAAGGUCAGAGAAUCUUCUUAUCCUGUUCUUUGGCAGGAAUAAAGGGAAGAAGGCCUCUAAGCCUACUCUAAGUAGAUGGAUCAGAGAGGCCAUCAGAGAAUCUUUCGCUUCCCAGAAUAGACCUCCUCCUGCCUUUGUCACUGCUCACUCCACCCGAGCAGUCUCUACUAGUUGGGCCGAAAGGUCUCUUAUUCCUCUGGAACAGAUCUGUUCCGCGGCCUCCUGGAGCUCACAUUCUACCUUUGUGAGCCAUUAUAGACUCAACCUCAGGGGAUCAGAAGACACUGCCUUUGGGCGGUCUGUUUUGAAUUCCAUUCAGCAUUGAAGUCCCUACCCUUUAGGCUAACUUCUUGCUAAGUCCCCACAUGUGCUGCUGGUUAGGACGUAAGGGAAGCGUUAAUUUCUUAACGUUAAUUUGUUUUCCCUUAGUCCUAACAGCAGCACACAAAUAUCCCUCCCUUUGUUU